Messenger RNA from Cuscuta campestris, 906 nucleotides. NCBI's taxonomy places the organism in Eukaryota, Viridiplantae, Streptophyta, Magnoliopsida, Solanales, Convolvulaceae. The record is from the annotation of a GenBank genome assembly.
AUCUAUAUUCGUUCCACGAACUUCCAAUUAUGGUUGGUUAUCAAAAACAGGGAAGAGGUGCCGAUGAAGAAAGUCGGAGACAAGUUGAUCCCCAAGACCGAAGACGAGUUUGAUGCCGAGGACAUCAAAAAGGUCAAGAAUUAUGCAAAGGCAAUAAAUAUGCUUUAUUGUGCCGUAAAUCCUGAUGACUACCGCAAGAUCUCCUGCUGCUCAACCGCCAAGGAGAUGUGGGACAAACUUGAGGUGACGUACGAAGGAACGGACCAAGUACGUGAAGCCAAGAUUGACUUCCUCACCCAAGAAUAUGAGAUGUUCACGAUGAAGGAGCACGAGAAGAUCGACGACAUGUUUGACCGUUUUUCCAAGAUAGUCAAUGACCUCCAUGCAUUAAAGAAGACAUACACCGACAGGGAUCUUGUGCGAAAGAUCCUACAGAGCUUGACAUCCGAAUGGCGAUCCAAGGCCGAUGACAUCUAUGAAUCAAUCAGCACAUCAAAUGUCACCAUCGACAGCCUAAGAGGUAAUCUAAAAACCUAUGAAUCUACUAUUCUUAACCCGUCUUUAAAUGACCAAAGGAAAGGGAUAGCAUUAAAAGCCGUCAAAGAAUCAACGAUGGAUGAUUCAAGCGACGAUGAUGAAAUCAAGCUUGUCAUGAAGAAGUUUUGUAAACUUCUAAGGAAGAAAGAAAAGGUUGAGAAUGGCCCUGUGUGCUAUGGAUGUGGUGAAGCCGGGCACAUCAAGAACGAAUGCCCGAAAAGCAGAAGGAAUUCUCGGCACUUCAAAAGGCAAAGGGCAUAUAUCUCUUGGGGUGGCGACUCCGGCGACGAGUCAACCGAUCAAGACGAGGAUGAAACUGCCAACCUCUGUCUCAUGGCGCACGAAGACCAAACCGACGAUGUACAAGAG